GCGCUUAUUCGACCUGCCACGAGCCAGUUCAGGUGUGUUCGAUAAGAGCUCCGCUACUUACGACUAAACAAAGGAUUGUAGUGCCAAUGGACCAUCGCCCACGUUGGUGCCUACAUUUGGUGAACCGAACGUGAUAACUCAUCGGAUUUACAAAUUUCAAUUGGAGAACAGAAACAUUUUACCAGGUACGUGAAAGAAUGAGUGAACCCGUGGUCGGCCACAUGGCCGUCAAGCCGCCGCCAUUUUGGACCGAAAGCCCAGCACUUUGGUUCGCCCAGUUGGAGAGCCAAUUCGUCCUCGCGAAUAUAACCCAAGAUGAAACGAAAUACAGCCAUGUAGUCGCGAGUUUAUCUGAACGUAUGGCUACCGAAGUUCAAGACAUUUUGGCCGCUCCUCCGAAUACUGACAAAUACAAAACGAUUAAACGGGCACUGAUCGACCGCUUGUCCCAGUCCGAAGCCCAACGCCUCGAAAAGCUUAUACGUACCGAAGAGCUCGGCGACCGCACACCAUCGCAAUUUCUUCGACGCCUAAGAACUCUCGCAGGUCAUACGGUUACCGAGGACCUACUCAGAAGUAUUUGGUUGUCCCGUCUUCCCACCGAUAUACAGAAGAUACUAACCGUAUCCGAGGGCACACUCGAAUCUCUCGCUAAGAUCGCCGACCGCCUUAGCGAAAUGUACCCCUCGACACCGAAUAUCUCCGCCACGUCUACGGUCUCUGCCACGGUCGAUCCCAGAAUCGCCGCGCUCGAAGUGCAAAUCUCCGAACUCUCAAAACAAAUUUCCGAGAUGUCACGACAAUAUGGCCGUUCUCCACCUCGCCGCCGUUCCUCGAGCCGUGGAAGACUCGGUCGACGCUCCCCACCUAACACCUUCCCGAACAAUAUCUGCUGGUACCACGCCAAAUUUGGCGCGAAUGCCCGACGCUGCCGACCACCUUGUUUGAUGGGAAACGAGAACGGGAGUCAGUAGAGACGGCGACUGAUUCCAAAAAUUUAAGCCGUCGC
This is a messenger RNA of Centruroides sculpturatus (bark scorpion), 1009 nucleotides long. RefSeq lists its product as uncharacterized. The record is from RefSeq and is a predicted model, not a curated record. Bases 198 to 974 code for a protein of 258 amino acids. Lineage: Eukaryota; Metazoa; Arthropoda; Arachnida; Scorpiones; Buthidae. The transcript has a single exon.